Molecule: messenger RNA, 1165 nt
Organism: Zalophus californianus (California sea lion)
Lineage: Eukaryota; Metazoa; Chordata; Mammalia; Carnivora; Otariidae
Product: RAD9, HUS1, RAD1-interacting nuclear orphan protein 1-like
Exons: 1
Coding region: 134-901 (255 amino acids)
Biological process (GO): cellular response to ionizing radiation; DNA damage checkpoint signaling; recombinational repair
Cellular component (GO): nucleus; chromosome
Source: RefSeq, a predicted model, not a curated record
UGCGGCGGCCCAGGGGAGCGGCUGCCGGGACGCCGCCGGGCGGGCAUGGGUUGGAAUCGGAGCCUGAACCCCGACCUGACAACAACCAGCAUCAUGUGGUUACUAAUUUUAACUGCUCUUCAUUCACCUAUUGAUGCCUCCCAGAAAAAAACGCCGCCAGCCUUCCCAGAAAGCCCAGCUGCUAUUCCAAGAACCACCACUGGAGGGCCCCAAACACCAUUAUGGCUCUCCCCAGCUUACCAUCACCCACACUAGACAGGUGCCCAGCAAGCCCAUUGACCAUAACACCGUCACUUCCUGGGUAUCACCUCAGUUUGAUACGACAGCAGAAAGCUCGUUCCCUGUGAACCAGAAAUGUCAUCAUCGAAACCAGGCAAGACAUGCAAGUCGAAAAUCUACCGCCUCCAAGUUCCCACAUCUAACAUUUGACAGUCCACUGUCUUCCUCCUGUUCAGCCACACUUGGGAUCCCCUUAAGCAGGGAAUGCCCCGGUCAAUCAGAAAAGCGCAUUUCCGGAAGGCCCUUAGUUCCAAUGCUCAGUCCUCAAAGCUGUGGGGAAGUGUCAGUACAUACGCUUCAAAACUUACCUUAUGUAUUCAUUCCCCCUGAUAUCCAGACCCCAGAGUCAUCGUUUGUGAAGGAGGGGCCCAUUCCCCCAGAUCAGAGGGAAAGUAGCCUUCCGAGCUGCUCCUUCCACGCUAGUACUCCCAACAGCCCAGAGCCUGGGCCUGUUCUAGUUGAAGACACUCCCGAGGAGAAGUAUGGGAUCAAGGUCACAUGGAGGAAACGAUGCCACUUGUUUACUUACCUCAGGGAGAGAGGGAAGCUGAACAAAAACCAGUUCCUUGUGAAAAACUCACUGGAUUUCUCCGACACCAGCAGUCUCAAGAAAUUUUCAUAAAGUUGCUAAAGUACUUUUCUGGCUCACAGGAGAGUACAUCAGGAGAAUAAAAUGGAAAUAAUACCAAUAACCUCAAUAGAAAAAAAGAUGUUUUAACUAGAACCUUGGAGUCAUAAGGGAAUUCAGUUCCCAGAUUUGCUUUUUAAGAUGUCUUUUCCUAAAAAAUUUUUAUUGUCAUAAACAGUUCAUAUUUUUCUUAACAUUAACUGUCUAAAAUUUUAAAGUAUCUUACAGUAACUUUUAAAAUGUAUGUAAAUAAAUGGU